Messenger RNA from Glycine soja, 2618 nucleotides. RefSeq names its product TPR repeat-containing thioredoxin TTL1-like. The transcript is spliced from 7 exons. Gene Ontology annotation, cellular component: cytoplasm. Gene Ontology annotation, molecular function: protein binding. Lineage: Eukaryota; Viridiplantae; Streptophyta; Magnoliopsida; Fabales; Fabaceae. Bases 257 to 2362 code for a protein of 701 amino acids. The record is from RefSeq and is a predicted model, not a curated record.
GAAGAAAGAGCGAAAGUAGUUUCUUGGAAGGCACUCUAUAAGACUAUAUAUAUAUAUUGUACAGAGCACGCCUCUUGCAUAAUAAAGUGCUUCAUAUUCAAGCCAUCACUUUAAGACUUGCCUUUCAUAAUCUCUCAGAUAUCUUUCAACUUCUUCUGUGCUUUAUUCUUUGGUUCAUUUUGUUUGGUUUUUCCCUCCAUCUAAACAACAAACGUAGUUGUUUCUGUGACACUUCACAUAGCAAUUUCAACAAGCCAUGGAAAUGAAGGCAAAGAACAACAACAACAAGAACAAGGUUGGGAGUGAAUUGGGUUGUGGUCUCAUGGGGAGAAUUCUCCACCUCAAAAGCCACAAGAUGAGAAAAGCAUCUGUUCACUCCCUACCCUUGAAGAAUGCACACAGUGAUGAUGAUGAUGUCAAAACUGAAGAAUCAAAGGUUGCAAGAAAAAGCUUCACUCACACAGAGCCACCACACAAACUGAGUGGUGCAGAGCAGAAACCUGCCAGAAUGAGUGUCUCUAUUAUUCACCACCAACAACAACAACCUUGUACAAAUCGAAACAACCAACAUCUGAGGCAUUCAGAUGUUGCUGCAAGAAGCUCAACAUCAUCGUUCACUAGUACUUCAAUUUCAUCUCACACUAAGUUUCAACAAAACCAGGACAAGGAUCAUGAGAGGAAGCCACGUGGAGACCCCACUGGAAAUUCUCUUGCACUUGCUAGGAUAAGCACUAGCAAAGAGAACAAUGAGAACAAGAAGUCUCAAUUGAAACUCACCGGGAAUUUGCUUGUGAAUAACACACCAAGAAGGAAGAGUGUGGAAUACAUGCCCAAGAGUGCAGAGCUGAACUCUGUUCGCAGUUCUUACACCAAUGCAAGCAAAGUCUUGAUGGGGAACAUCAUGAGGAGGAACAGCAACGAGGUUGCACAGUUUUUGAGUCCAAGGCUGAAAAAAAUGGACCCUGAGGUGUUGAAAUCCAUGGGAAAUGAAGCAUACAAGCAGGGAAGAUUUGAAGAGGCCUUGGCUUUGUAUGAUCAAGCAAUUGCACUCGAUUCGAAUAAGGCGGUAUAUCAUUGCAACAAGAGUGCAGCUUUAAUUGGCUUAGGAAGGCUUCAGGAAGCAAUUGUUGAGUCUGAGGAAUCUAUCAAGCUGGACCCUUCUUAUGUCAGAGCCUACAAUCGUUUGGCCACAAUAUAUGUCAGGUUGGGAGAAGCAGAAAAAGCACUAGAUUGCAAUCAGUCAAUCCCAUAUGUUGAUUCAAUACUUGCUUUCCAAGCUCAGGCUCUUCAAAAUCACCUUAACAAAUGCAUAGAAGCACGGAAAGUCAAUGCGUGGAGUGAUAUACUAAAGGAAACACAGUUUGCAAUAUCCUUAGGUGCUGAUUCAGCUCCACAGGUCUAUGCUUUACAAACUGAAGCCUUGCUGAAGCUCUUAAGAUAUCAAGAGGCCUAUGUCAUCUACGAUAAAAUGCCAAAAUUUUCAAUUGAUUGGUGUACCAAGAUGUUUGGCCCAGCUCGCAGCGCUUACCUGUUGGUGAUAGGCUCAAUGGUUUACUUGGCAUCUGGCAGGUUUGAGGAAGCUGUGGCAUCAACUCAGCAAGCAGCUAAAGUUGAUCCAGGCAAUAGAGAGGUGAAUGCAAUGGUAAGGAAGGCCAGAGCUGCAACAUCAGCUAGAAUGAGCGGAAACUUGCUCUUCAAGGCAUCGAAAUUCACCGAAGCAUCUGGCGCGUACAACGAAGGACUAGAGCAUGAUCCACACAACUCAGUUCUACUAUGCAACAGAGCUGCAUGUCGUUCCAAACUUGGUCAAAAUGAGAAAGCAAUUGAAGAUUGUAACGCGGCACUUAUGGUUCAGCCAGGUUAUAGCAAAGCAAGGCUAAGGAGGGCAGAUUGCAACGCCAAGUUGGAAAGGUGGGAAGCUGCUAUUCAAGACUACGAAAUGCUAUUAAGGGAAAGGCCAGGGGAUGAGGAAGUGGCAAGGGCUUUGUUCGAAGCUCAGCUCCAACUCAAGGUGCUUCAUGGUGAAGAUAUUAAGGACUUGAAAUUUGGUUCAAACUUGGUUUCCAUCUCAAGUAAUGAUCGGUUCAGACAUUAUGUAACCUCACCUGGUAUGGCUGUGGUGCUCUUUAGCAACAAGACAACCCACAAGAAAGUGUUGCUAGUGUUGGAGCAAAUCAGCAAGAGAUUCCCAUCAGUUAAUUUCCUCAAGGUGGAAAUCGAAGACCACCCCUACUUAGCAAAGUCAGAAGGUGUGAGCUCUAUCCCAGCCUUCAAAAUAUACAAGAACGGAUCAAGGGUUAAAGAAAUCUCAGGCAACAACCACGAGUUGUUAGAAAGAUCAGUUAAAUUGUAUAGCAGCUGAGAUCAUUGCACUUGAAUAACUUCCUCAAAUUGUUUCUCCUUCAUAAAUUAGCUGAUCUUGCUUACCGGGCAAGAGGAUGAGCAUUGUAUCACUGUAGCAUGUAAAAAUGUUCAUAGAAAAAAAUUGUGUUAGUAAUAGAUUCUUUUAAUCUAUUGAAUGUUCCUUUAAUUAUUCAUAGCCAUGUAUAUUGGUUCGAAAAACCUAAACAAUUGCGUUGUAUUUUUUUAUAUAAAAUAUUACGUGUUCUUAACAAGAA